AUGGCACAGGCACUGCUGGUACCACCAGGACCUGAAAGCUUCCGCUAUUUUACUAGAGAUUCUCUCGCAGCUAUUGAAAAGCGUUCUGCAGAAGAAAAAGCUAAAAAGCCCAAGCAAGAACAUACAGAUGAUGAUGAUGAAAACGGUCCAAAACCAAACAGUGACUUGGAGGCAGGAAAGACACUGCCAUUUAUUUAUGGUGACAUACCUCCAGGAAUGGUAUCUGAACCUUUGGAAGACCUGGACCCAUACUAUAUCAAUAAAAAAACAUUCAUAGUAUUGAAUAAGGGAAAGACAAUUUUCCGAUUCAGUGCCACAUCUGCCUUGUACAUUUUAACUCCUUUUAAUCCCAUCAGAAAAAUUGCUAUCAAGAUUUUGGUACAUUCAUUAUUCAGCAUGCUUAUCAUGUGCACUAUUUUGACCAACUGUGUAUUUAUGACCAUGAGUAACCCUCCAGACUGGACAAAGAAUGUAGAGUAUACUUUCACUGGAAUAUAUACCUUUGAAUCACUUAUAAAAAUUCUUGCAAGGGGGUUCUGCUUAGAAGGUUUUACUUUUCUGCGAGACCCAUGGAACUGGCUUGACUUCAGUGUCAUUCUAAUGGCAUAUGUGACAGAGUUUGUGGACCUGGGCAAUGUCUCAGCGUUGAGAACAUUCAGAGUUCUCCGAGCUUUGAAAACAAUAUCAGUCAUUCCAGGCCUAAAGACUAUUGUAGGAGCCCUGAUUCAGUCUGUGAAGAAGCUUUCGGAUGUUAUGAUCCUGACUGUGUUUUGUCUAAGUGUAUUUGCACUAAUAGGGCUGCAGCUGUUCAUGGGCAACUUGAGGAAUAAAUGCCUGCAGUGGCCUCCAGACAAUUCUACUUUUGAAAUAAGUGUUAUUUCCUACUUUAAUAGCACAAUGGAUGAAAAUGGUACAUUUGUUAAUACAACAGUGAGCACAUUUAACUGGAAGGAUUACAUUGAGGAUGAAACUCAUUUUUAUAUUUUGGAAGGACAAAGAGAUGCUCUACUUUGUGGUAAUAGCUCUGAUGCAGGGCAGUGUCCAGAGGGAUAUAUAUGUGUGAAAGCUGGUAGAAACCCCAACUAUGGUUACACAAGUUUUGACACCUUCAGCUGGGCUUUUUUGUCACUCUUUCGGCUGAUGACUCAGGACUUCUGGGAAAACCUGUAUCAGCUGACACUACGUGCUGCUGGGAAAACAUACAUGAUAUUUUUUGUUCUGGUGAUUUUUCUGGGCUCAUUCUAUUUGAUCAACUUAAUCCUGGCCGUGGUUGCCAUGGCCUAUGAAGAGCAGAAUCAAGCAACCAUGGAAGAAGCAGAACAGAAAGAGGCAGAAUUUCAACAAAUGCUGGAACAGCUGAAGAAGCAACAAGAAGAAGCACAGGCAACAGCAGCAGUGGCAGCAGCAUCAGUUGCAUCAAGAGACUUCAGUGGUGUAGGGGGAUUAGGAGAACUCUUGGAAAGUUCUUCAGAAGCAUCAAAGUUGAGCUCAAAGAGCGCUAAAGAAAGAAGAAACAGAAGGAAGAAAAGAAGACAGAAAGAAAUGUCGGAAGCAGAGGACAAAGGAGAUAUUGACAAGUUCCCCAAGUCAGAGUCAGAAGACAGUAUCAGAAGGAAAAGUUUCCGCCUCUCCACAGAAGGAAGUCAACUGACAUAUGAAAAAAGAUUCACAUCUCCCCACCAGUCUUUGUUAAGCAUCCGUGGUUCCCUGUUCUCACCAAGGCGCAACAGCAAAACAAGCAUUUUCAGUUUCAGAGGUCGUGCAAAGGAUAUAGGAUCAGAAAAUGACUUUGCUGAUGAUGAACACAGUACCCUUGAAGACAAUGAAAGCAGAAGAGAUUCUCUCUUUGUUCCAAAUCGGCAUGGAGAACGGCGCAACAGUAAUAUUAGUCAGGCUAGUAUGUCAUCCAGAAUGGUACCAGCCCUUCCAGCUAAUGGGAAGAUGCACAGCACUGUAGAUUGCAAUGGAGUAGUUUCCUUGGUUGGAGGACCUUCAACACUAACUUCACCUACUGGACAGCUUCUACCAGAGGUAAUUAUAAGUAAACCAGCAAUUACUACAGGCACCACUACAGAAACAGAAAUAAGAAAAAGAAGACUGAGUUCUUAUCAAAUUUCCAUGGAAAUGCUGGAAGAUUCUGCUGUGAGGCAACGAGCAAUGAGUAUAGCCAGUAUACUGACAAAUACAAUGGAAGAGCUUGAAGAAUCCAGACAGAAAUGCCCCCCAUGCUGGUACAGAUUUGCAAAUACCUUCUUGAUCUGGGAUUGCUGGAGUCCAUGGUUAAAAGUAAAACACGUUGUCAAUUUAGUAGUGAUGGAUCCAUUUGUCGAUCUUGCUAUAACUAUUUGCAUUGUUUUAAACACCUUGUUUAUGGCCAUGGAACAUUACCCAAUGACAGAACAGUUUAGCAGUGUCCUUUCUGUGGGCAACCUGGUAUUCACUGGGAUAUUCACAGCAGAAAUGGUAUUAAAGAUAAUUGCUAUGGACCCUUAUUAUUAUUUCCAAGAAGGCUGGAAUAUUUUUGAUGGUAUUAUCGUAAGCCUUAGUUUAAUGGAACUUGGCCUUGCAAAUGUUGAAGGAUUAUCAGUUCUUCGGUCAUUCAGAUUGCUUCGAGUUUUUAAGUUGGCAAAAUCUUGGCCAACUCUAAAUAUGCUCAUUAAGAUUAUUGGCAACUCAGUGGGGGCUUUGGGGAAUUUGACCCUGGUGCUGGCCAUCAUUGUGUUCAUUUUUGCUGUGGUUGGAAUGCAGCUGUUUGGGAAAAGCUACAAGGAAUGUGUCUGCAAGAUCUCCAGUGACUGUGUGCUUCCACGCUGGCACAUGCAUGACUUUUUCCACUCUUUCUUGAUUGUGUUCCGAGUGUUGUGUGGAGAAUGGAUAGAAACUAUGUGGGACUGCAUGGAGGUUGCUGGCCAAACCAUGUGCCUUAUUGUUUUCAUGCUGGUCAUGGUGAUUGGAAACCUAGUGGUAUUGAACCUGUUUCUGGCCUUGCUGCUGAGCUCAUUUAGUUCAGACAACCUUGCUGCUACCGAUGAUGAUAAUGAAAUGAACAACCUCCAGAUUGCUGUGGCAAGAAUUCAGAAAGGAAUAGAUUAUAUUAAAAAAAAGAUACAGGAGUUCAUCCAAAAAGCCUUUGUUAGAAAACAGAAAGCUUUGGAAGAAAUCAAAGCACUUGAAGAGCUAAACAACAAGAAGGACAGCUGCAUUUCCAAUCACACUGCUGUUGAAAUAAGCAAAGAUAUGAAUUAUCUUAAGGAUGGAAAUGGAACCACCAGUGGUGUAGGCACAGGCAGCAGUGUGGAAAAAUAUGCAAUUGAUGAAAAUGAUUACAUGUCAUUCAUAAACAACCCAGGACUCACUGUGACAGUACCAAUUGCUGUUGGAGAAUCGGACUUUGAAAAUUUAAAUACAGAAGAAUUUAGCAGUGAAUCUGAUAUGGAAGAAAGCAAACAGAAACUAAAUGCAUCCAGUUCAUCUGAAGGCAGCACAGUUGAUAUUGCCCCUCCCGGAGAGGGUGAGCAAGCAGAAAUUGAACCUGAAGAAGCUCUUGAACCAGAAGCCUGUUUUACAGAAGGUUGUGUGCAGAAAUUUCCAUGUUGCCAAGUAAGUAUAGAGGAUGGCAAAGGAAAAAUCUGGUGGAAUCUUAGAAAAACCUGCUACAGCAUAGUUGAGCACAAUUGGUUUGAGACUUUCAUUGUCUUCAUGAUUCUCCUCAGCAGCGGAGCACUGGCUUUUGAAGAUAUAUAUAUUGAACAGCGUAAAACUAUCAAGACCAUGCUGGAAUAUGCUGACAAAGUUUUCACAUAUAUUUUCAUUUUGGAAAUGCUUUUAAAAUGGGUAGCAUAUGGUUUUCAAAUAUAUUUUACUAAUGCCUGGUGCUGGCUGGACUUCCUGAUUGUUGAUGUCUCAUUGGUUAGUUUAAUAGCCAAUGCUUUGGGCUAUUCUGAACUUGGUGCCAUUAAAUCGCUUCGGACAUUAAGAGCUUUAAGACCUUUAAGAGCCUUGUCGCGAUUUGAAGGAAUGAGGGUGGUUGUAAAUGCCCUUGUAGGAGCAAUUCCAUCUAUCAUGAAUGUAUUGCUGGUUUGUCUUAUAUUCUGGCUCAUCUUCAGCAUCAUGGGAGUAAAUCUGUUUGCUGGCAAAUUCUAUCACUGUGUCAAUACCACAACUGGCGAGAUGUUUGAUGUCAGUGAUGUCAACAAUUAUACUCAGUGUGAGGAACUCAUAAAAAGCAAUCAAAGUGCGCGAUGGAAAAACGUGAAAGUAAACUUUGAUAAUGUAGGAGCUGGAUAUCUUGCUCUGCUUCAAGUAGCUACUUUCAAAGGAUGGAUGGAUAUUAUGUAUGCUGCUGUUGAUUCAAGAGAUGUAGAAGAUCAACCUAAGUAUGAGGACAACUUGUACAUGUAUCUUUAUUUUGUCAUCUUUAUCAUAUUUGGAUCAUUCUUUACCUUGAAUCUUUUCAUUGGUGUCAUUAUAGACAACUUCAACCAACAAAAAAAGAAGUUUGGAGGUCAGGAUAUAUUUAUGACAGAAGAACAGAAGAAAUAUUACAAUGCAAUGAAAAAACUGGGAUCCAAAAAACCACAGAAACCUAUACCAAGGCCAGUGAACAAAUUCCAAGGCAUGGUCUUUGAUUUUGUAACCAAACAAGUAUUUGACAUCAGCAUCAUGAUACUUAUCUGCCUUAAUAUGGUCACAAUGAUGGUAGAAACAGAUGACCAAAGCAAAGAAAUGGAAACAAUUUUAUCCCGGAUUAACCUUGUGUUCAUUGUCCUUUUCACUGGAGAAUUUGUGCUGAAAUUGAUAUCACUUCGCCAUUACUACUUCACUAUAGGCUGGAACAUUUUUGAUUUCGUGGUUGUAAUUCUCUCCAUAGUAGGUAUGUUCUUAGCUGAGAUGAUUGAGAAGUAUUUUGUGUCCCCCACUUUGUUCCGAGUCAUCCGACUUGCCAGAAUAGGUCGAAUCCUGCGUCUCAUUAAAGGCGCUAAGGGAAUCCGCACUCUGCUCUUUGCUUUGAUGAUGUCUCUUCCUGCUUUGUUCAACAUUGGUCUGCUGCUGUUCCUGGUCAUGUUUAUCUAUGCGAUAUUUGGCAUGUCCAACUUUGCCUACGUUAAGAGGGAAGUUGGGAUUGAUGACAUGUUCAACUUUGAAACAUUUGGCAACAGCAUGAUCUGCCUAUUUCAAAUCACCACAUCUGCUGGCUGGGAUGGUUUGUUAGCCCCAAUUCUGAACAGUGGGGAGCCGGACUGUGACCCUCAUAAAGAUCAUCCGGGGAGCUCUGUUAAAGGCGACUGCGGCAACCCUUCCGUUGGGAUUUUCUUCUUUGUCAGCUACAUCAUCAUAUCCUUUCUGGUAGUGGUGAACAUGUACAUUGCUGUGAUUCUGGAGAACUUCAGUGUUGCUACUGAAGAAAGUGCUGAGCCCCUGAGCGAGGAUGACUUUGAGAUGUUCUAUGAAGUCUGGGAGAAGUUUGAUCCAGAUGCAACACAAUUCAUAGAAUACAGUAAACUAUCAGAUUUUGCAGCUUCGUUAGAUCCUCCUCUUCUCAUAGCAAAACCAAACAAAGUCCAGCUUAUUGCAAUGGAUCUGCCCAUGGUAAGCGGUGACAGAAUUCACUGCCUUGACAUCUUGUUUGCUUUCACAAAGCGUGUCCUGGGGGAAAGUGGGGAGAUGGAUGCCCUCAGAAUCCAGAUGGAAGAUCGUUUUAUGGCAGCCAAUCCUUCUAAAGUCUCCUAUGAACCAAUCACAACCACAUUAAAACGGAAACAGGAGGAGGUAUCUGCUCUCAUUAUUCAGCGUGCUUACAGACGUCACCUUUUAAGGCAAAAGAUUAAAAAGGUGUCUAGUAUAUAUAACAGAAAUAAAAACAAAGAAGGAGAUGGACCAGUUAUAAAAGAGAUAAUUAUUGAUAAACUAAAUGGGAACUCCACUCCAGAAAAAACAGAUGAGAGCUCCUCUACAACUUCCCCACCAUCCUAUGACAGUGUAACAAAGCCAGAGAAAGAAAAAUAUGAGAAAGACAAAGCAGAAAAGGACUACAAAGGUAAAGACGUCAGGGAAAAUAAAAAAUAA
This is a messenger RNA of Cygnus atratus (black swan), 6066 nucleotides long. Its product is annotated as sodium channel protein type 2 subunit alpha-like. Lineage: Eukaryota; Metazoa; Chordata; Aves; Anseriformes; Anatidae. Bases 1 to 6066 code for a protein of 2021 amino acids. Gene Ontology annotation, molecular function: protein binding; voltage-gated sodium channel activity. Gene Ontology annotation, cellular component: plasma membrane; voltage-gated sodium channel complex; axon. Gene Ontology annotation, biological process: neuronal action potential; sodium ion transmembrane transport; membrane depolarization during action potential. The transcript has 26 exons. The record is from RefSeq and is a predicted model, not a curated record.